AUGCAGGCUGAUGGACCGGACACCGAUACAGACAAUGAAGAGCAGUUGGACGAGGCGGGGUUUGUGCAUUCAUCUAAGCGCGACCCAUGCGGCGAGACGUGGAAGGCGGCGAAUGGGAAGGAGAUGUCGCCCGUCACGAAACGAGUGCUGGAGCAGUCGGGGAUAUUCACGGUCGUCUGUAGGCAUGGCAUCGUCGAGAAGAUCAUUGAGAUGGUACAAUCAGGCAAACUUGCAAAGUAUCCCCUCGCAGCGGCACACUGGCUACUGGACACCUAUGGCGACAACCAGACACUCGGGUACGACAUAGGUUGCGUCUUCGUGGGCACGCUUAGGCGCUUCUCAUUCGGCGACGAGGCCACCCGGUGCAACCUUCAAGUUAUCGUCGACGCCUUCCAUUGCUGA
Messenger RNA from Peniophora sp. CBMAI 1063, 402 nucleotides. The record is from the annotation of a GenBank genome assembly. NCBI's taxonomy places the organism in Eukaryota, Fungi, Basidiomycota, Agaricomycetes, Russulales, Peniophoraceae.